GCUCCGAGUGCGUGUGUAUUUCAACAUGGCGGACAGCAUGGAGAUUGAUGUGGCAUCAGUGUUAUCUGCAGCGGAAAAGAAUACUAGAGAGAAGUUUAAAUCGACAGAAGUCAUAAAAGAUAUAGAUCCGGAUCUAGACAUUGGAAAUUUAUUAGCUACAGAUCUUCAGCCGAUUGAUAUACGAGAAUUUAGGAAGAACAAAGAGGAUUUCCUCAGGAAUCUUGCCAGAGACAACACCCAGUUGCUAUUUAAUGCCAUUUGGAAGCUUCCGAAUGAGAGAUCUGAAGGUCUGGUUCUUGCAAAGUUACCUGAGCCUCAUACAGUUAUACCAAGAGAGAAACCUAUCCCUAAACCAAAAUUACCUUCAAAAUGGGAGGAAUUUGCCAAAAGAAAGGGCAUAGCAAAAAAGAAGCGAGAGAGAAUGAUAUUGGACAAAAACACUCAGGAAUGGAAGCCACGUUAUGGAUACAAGAGGGGCAAUGAUGAAACAAAGGAGUGGCUGAUAGAGGUUCCUCAGAAUGCAGAUCCCUAUGAAGAUCAGUUUGAGAAAAAAAAUCAAGCCAAAAAGGAAAGAGUUGCCAAGAAUGAAUAUCAGCGGCUGAGAAACAUUGCAAGAAACAGAAAGAUUCCUAUUCCAAAUAAGGACCUUGCACCAACAUCUGGACGACAAAGCAAAGAACAGGUUUCAACAAAAAUAAAUGUCAGCAGACUUUCAACUGCAUCUCUGGGUAAAUUCACGGAAAAGUUGCCCAAAGAAAAGAUUCCUAGAAAAACUGGAAAGAAACGACAGUUUGAGCCAGUGGCCGGCGACUUGUCAAGUGAACGAAACCGAAGUAGGGAGCUGGCGGAAAAAAUUGCCAAGCGAGACCCAUUGGACGUUAAUAAGGCUGUCAGCCAGUACAUAACGGAAACACAGAAAAGGGCGGGAGAGUCAAAGAGGAAAGGAACUGGCAAAGGAAAGAAAGGAAAAACAAAGUCCAGCUUGCAAGGAAAAAACAAGAAACCGGCCGGCAACUCUGGACGAAAAUCGGGAAAGAAGAAAGCGAAAGUUUAAUAUAACGUCGAUCUCUUGAAAUGAAAAUCUCUUUGAGCUUGUCUUAGAGAAAAUGAAGCGAAAAUGAUUAUCUUGUGACGAUUGCUAAAAUGUACAUGCUAAACUCUAUCUUCGACCUCCCCUACUGGGUUAUGAAUUUAUUGUUAUUAUUGUUAUUGUUAUUAUUAUUAUUAUUAUUAGUAUUAGUAUUAGUAUUAGUAUUAUUAUUAUUAUUAUUACGCGGUAUUCUCAAUUAUUAAAGUGGCGUAACAUUGACCACUUUCAUAAAUGGCGGCCAAUUAUAAAUUCUUUUGCAAGUAUUGAAAUUAGCCUUACUAGCCUCAAUUUGAAGUUGGUAAUUCAAAAGAAUUUUUACUCUGAAACAAGUUUAGGAAGGCUAAUUUAAAUGCAUACAAAAGAAAUUAAAUUAGCAGCCAUUUAUGAAAAGGGUCUAUAACGCUCACCGCACUUUGAGACAGGUGUGGUCAGUGAUAAUAUAACGAAUUGACAGUGAAGAAUGAUCAUCGCAGUUAAUUUUCCAAUUUAAGCAAUUGGAAAGAAGAAGCCUGAAAA
Molecule: messenger RNA, 1606 nt
Organism: Orbicella faveolata
Lineage: Eukaryota; Metazoa; Cnidaria; Anthozoa; Scleractinia; Merulinidae
Product: ribosome biogenesis regulatory protein homolog
Biological process (GO): ribosome biogenesis; ribosomal large subunit biogenesis; endonucleolytic cleavage in ITS1 to separate SSU-rRNA from 5.8S rRNA and LSU-rRNA from tricistronic rRNA transcript (SSU-rRNA, 5.8S rRNA, LSU-rRNA)
Cellular component (GO): nucleus; preribosome, large subunit precursor; nucleolus
Molecular function (GO): protein binding
Source: RefSeq, a predicted model, not a curated record